AUGAAUGAAAGGAUACUAAAAAGUAUUUGGAAGUGUGAGUCAUCAUGUCUAUUAAGCAAAAAUAAUUUUAACACAAGUUUGUUUUCCACAUUUAAAAUAUCACGAUGUAACACUUUACGUUUGGAGGGGAAAAAGAAGUUGGUGGCACUUGGGUGUGCGAAUCAUCACAGCGUGGUGCGCGGGAGUAAGGAAAGGAAUUAUCAUCAUCGGGAGAAGAACCAACUCUUGGACGAUGGAGCACAGACUGUCUGGGCCGGGGGUACAAACAAUAAUAGGGGAAGCUGCAGUGGUGAAGGCCCACCGUUAAAAGGGACACACUACCCCUUCCUCUUUGACAAGGGCGUCCUAAUGCUACGCGCCUGGCGAAACCAGGACUCCUGGAAGAAGCCGCCCGUGAGUUCGUAUUCAACCGUCAGAGGGAGCAAAGAUGAACGUGGUGGGCGACAACCACGAAAAAAGGAUGCUGAUGGGGGUGUGCAUACAAAUAGUGGGUCAGUCGAGAAGGACGAACCCGAAACCCACAUGCGUAAGAACAAGCCAAAUGUUCAAAAAGACAAUCAAGUGGGUUGCAAACAGGUGGAUGGUCAUGGCGACACGCUGCAUGAUACGCGUGGGGAGGAAAAAGCAAAAAUUGCGAACCACGUUAGCAGCAGUGGAGCGGUACGCACGAACGGUGGCGAGACGGAGCAGAACGAAAAGGGAGAGCAUGUUUCGGAAGGCCAUAAUAUCAUUUUGCAGCGGGAUGAUUCACAGAGUAGUAGUGACGAUGGAAAAGACGAACUAACCGAGAAGCUAAGAAAAAAAAACGAAUUAAAAAAAGUGUUAAAUAUAAUAUUUUGUUCAUCCAUUCCUAUGAUAGGAUUUGGGUUCAUGGACCAAUUUAUAAUGAUUCGUUUGGGGGAUAUUUUUGAUGCGUCCAUCGGAGUGUCCUUCGGCAUAUCGACCCUGUGUGCUGCUUCCUUUGGCCAACUGUGCAGUGACACGUUUGGAAUAUUUUUUGGUUACGUCUUAAAUUAUUUAUUACAAACUUAUAAAGUAAUUCAGCCAGCCAAAUUCGACAUAAAAAAUAAAGUGUACCAAUAUUGCACCUUAGUGGGAUCCGUGUUGGGGAUUCUAUUAGGUUGUGCCCUUGGUAUGUUGCAACUCAUUUUCAUAGACACAACGAAGAGUGAAAGAUUGAAAAAAAAAAAAGAAUUAGAUUUUAUAUUUCAAAUGGUUAUGUGUGAUUGUUCCAAUAUUUUAAACUGCGAAACAUCAACGCUGUUUCUCUACGAUAAAGCCAAAAAUGAAUUAUGGAGCAAAGCCAUACAUGGAAGAAAAAAUAUUAUAAAGAUAUCAGCCAAUAGUAAUGAAAAAAGUUUCAACCUCUGGGUUCUUCGAAAUAAAGAAAUAAUUAAUUGUAAAGAUGUCGUAAAUAAUGAAUUAUAUAACCCGGCACAUGAUGAAAAAUUUAAUUUCAAAACGAGGACCAUUUUAGCUGCACCCAUUUUAGAUCGAAAUAACGAAGUUGUUGGUGUUCUUAUGUUCCAUAACAAACUCAGAUCCCAUGGUGGAUACUUCACCCGGAAUGAUGAAAAGCUAGCAGAAAUGAUGAGCAAACAUAUUUCCAUUUUCAUGGAAAAGUUCAAUUAUAUCAGUGAGGGAGAUAAAAAAAUGAUCAUCUUCGAUAAGGAAAAAAACGUGUCACGCGAGGGGGAGGAAGAAGAGACAGAAGAGGAAGAGGACGAAAAUGACCCACUCGUACUCAACAACAAUUUGAACAACAACCAAGAGACAGGUGAAGUAACACAUGAGGGAAAUAAACCUCAAAGCAAACACCAUCCAAUGAAAGAACGCAAAAGAAAAAGAAACGCAAAAAAAAAUUUGCAUUAUCAAAUUUCGCAAAUAGAUGAAGAUGAUAAAAUAUUCGACGAAGGAAAUGAAAAUGCAAACAUCAAGCAGUUUGAUGAGUACUAUGAUGAGAAGACAGAUGAUGAGGAGGAGGAGGAGGAGGAAGAGGACGACGAUGAGGAUUACGACGAGGAUGAGGAAGACGCGGAGAGGGAGAACCUUGCGCAGCAAGGGGAGGUAGAGGCAUGUAAAGGAACCCAGACUGGUAGUAGGGAGCUCAUGGAAAAGGAGCAGAAGGAUAAAUUGGAGGAGAAACCAGGUGAAAUAAUAAACCUGUUGCCCAUUUCAAAAACGGGAGAGAAGAAAAAUGAACAACCAGUUAACCAUUUCCUAGUGGAAGAUCAUUUUAACCAUAGAAAGCAUAUUCUUAGUGCAGGGAAGAAUAGCUCAAAAGAGUUGCAAGAAGACCCAGUUGACUGCAAAGUCGAAAUGAUUAACCGGGAGGAUGACCAAGGUGAACCACAUAAACUCUCCAUUUUAAACAUAGACAAGAAGGUAACAGAUCACGCGCAGAACAAGGGGUUUUCCUGGUUCGGGCAUUUCAACUCAGGGGGGGCUCUCCCCGUGUCAUCCCAUCCCCACACUGUUGCAGGAAGGGCUACUACUAAUGAGAACCUCCCCGAUGAGCGUAACAGGAACAGUGUCGCCAAUCACCACACACACACCGACCGCACCAACGAAGGAGAAAAGGAACCCACCAAUUUUAAUAUACUAUCAAUUGUCCCCAAUGUGGAAGAAAACUUUUUUAAAAAGCGCAAAAAGGACAAGUACAAUUUGUACGAAAAAAAUUCUGAGCAAAAUGUUAAUUUGGGGAGCAAGUGGAAGAAGCUUAGUAGAGGUUCCUUAAGCACCAUGUUGAGUGAUGGUGUUUCUGAAGAGGGAGAAGUAACUACCCCUAGUUGGGCAAAUUCGGAAGUUAGCUACCCCCAUGUGGAGGGGAUGGACCAUUACGGUGAAGACGGUGCAGGGAUUGGUGCAUCUGGCCACUCGAACGGUGGGUCUUCUAUUUACAAAGGAGGCGUUGCUGCAGAUUACACCUACUACUACGACGUGGAGUACGCCAGCGAUUACGGAAACCUGUAUGUGAAGGACUUUGCCAGUGGGGUGGCGGCGAACAAUGCGUUCGAGAAUGAUCGAAAGAAGGCACAAAACGACUCCAUCGAAAGUUACCACCGCGGAUACAACAGCGCCAUUCUGAGCGAGACUCUAUGUAAAAACUCGUCCCUGUCCGUGGCUAGCGGAAUAAAGGAAGAGCCUUUCAAAAGACAUACGAAAAAUUACGUACAUGCGAAGGGGAUCUUAUUGAGGAAAGCAGCUCUUAUGGACGGAGCCGGAAAAAUGUACAGCUCCAGUGCAUACAACUCAGAAAAGUACUUUUCACAUAUCCACUUUGCGAAAAUAUUUAAUAUGGUCUCUGAAAAAAAAAUGAAUAUAAAAAAUUUCAAAAUUUUAAAAAAUAUCUACAAGUACAAUUUAAGUAAAAUUUUUUGUAAUAAUUACAAAUAUAUAAUUGUGAAGAAAAAAAAAAAAUUACGAAAGUUUUGUUACAGACUUAAACAUUUUGACAUUUGUAAAGUGGACCAUUUCUGGUUCCAUAUAUAUUGCCAAAAUGAGUUGAAAAAAAUUUUCUUCCGAAAUUUACACUUUAUAAUCGAUUUACAUAACACACGCAUUGUUGAUUUUAAGCUCAUCAACAAUUAUAUUCUUCAUAAGAUUUACGAGAAUACCACUGUCAGUCGUCUCGCACCAAGCACAUGCUACAACAUUAAGAUAAUUGAUUUUUUCUUCAAGGAAAAUUUGUACCUUUUAAAUAAAAGCACCAUGAAUGAUAUCAUUUAUAAGUAUAUUAUUUUUUACUACUGCAGAAAAAAGUUGAGAAAAAAAAAUUUUAAUUAUUACAAUUACCAGGACAUGUACAUCGCGGAGAACUUCUUCGGUCAAAAUACUCACACCAAGAAGGUCCCCAAAAUUCUGGAUGAGGAUUUAGGCAAGAAGAGCGCCAUAGUUACGGUGGACCGAUAG
Plasmodium fragile is the source of this 3912-nucleotide messenger RNA. RefSeq lists its product as uncharacterized. Gene Ontology annotation, cellular component: mitochondrion. The record is from RefSeq and is a predicted model, not a curated record. Lineage: Eukaryota; Apicomplexa; Aconoidasida; Haemosporida; Plasmodiidae. Gene Ontology annotation, molecular function: protein binding. The transcript has a single exon. The coding region runs from base 1 to 3912 and encodes 1303 amino acids.